This is a messenger RNA of Bipolaris maydis ATCC 48331, 1310 nucleotides long. Its product is annotated as WD40-repeat-containing domain protein. Gene Ontology annotation, molecular function: protein binding. The record is from RefSeq and is a predicted model, not a curated record. Gene Ontology annotation, cellular component: nucleus. Lineage: Eukaryota; Fungi; Ascomycota; Dothideomycetes; Pleosporales; Pleosporaceae.
GACCUCAUUGACCUGGAAAUUUGCCAACCCUUGCAUCGCCUUGCCCAUGUUUCGCUAAUUGUUUGUGCAUGAGAGCGGUAGAGCGGCCACGCUUUCAAAAUGUCAAAACAAUACCUUACCCUCCACACAAUCGAGUCGGCCCAUCCCAAAGCGAGCGACAUCUUCGCUGUAGCGCCGACUAGUACACAACUUCUCUCAGCCUCUGGCGCGAGCAGCAUCAAUGUUUACGACACCACAAAGCCCGAAUUUCCAGUUAUACAAACACUUGACAAGGCACACCCGCUCGGCAUACACCACCUAGUGACUGCGCGCGAAGAGAAGGCACGACGGGCUGCGAGUGCUGGUUUCGAGGGCAAGGUCAAAAUAUGGAGCCAGAGUGAAGAUGGAGCAUGGAGUGAGGAUGGAGAGAUUGUUGAUCAAAACAAACCGGGUGAGGUGUGGGCAAUUGCAAUGAGCGCAGAUGGGCAGUACCUUGCUAGCAGCAGUAUCAACGGCAAGAUAAACGUCUGGAGCUUGAAUAAAGAAGAGGGUAUGCCCCGCAUACGCGAGUACGAGACCAAGGGUAGCUUUGGUUUGUGUGUAGAUCUGAGCCGCGACGGCAGUUUCACAGCUUCGGGACAUGAGAAUGGCUCGAUAUACGUUUUCAACAACGACACUGGGCGUCUAGCGCACUCUCUAGCAGGGCUCGUACACCCAAUUCGCAGUGUGGCCUUCUCCCCAACUUCGAAGCUCCUAGCAGCAGGAGGUGAUGCCAGGAUCAUUGCAAUCUACAACGUCUCUUCGGGUGAGCAGGUAGCAAAUCUCACAGGACAUGGUGGCUGGGUACUCAGUCUUGACUGGAGUGACACCGGCGAUUAUUUGCUGUCGGGAUCUUACGACUCAAAAGCGAAGGUAUGGCGGUUCGAGACUAAGACGUGCGUCGCAACCCAUUCGCACGGCGACAAGCCUCUUUGGAGCGCAAAGUGGUUGCCCAAGGUUCCCACAAAGAGCGAGAUGUUUGCACUGGCGGGAGGAAACAACACUAUUGGCUUGUAUCGAGAGGCUGCUGGCUGAUUAACGACUUGCUGGAUCGGAUCGUGCUAUACUGCAUAAUGUAGGACGGCGUUUGAGCUGACAACGCUCGCUGAAACCAUCACACACUGCUGCCUUGUAAAGCUCCAAUCAUCAAGCUGAUGGUGUUCGAGGGUGUAAAGUGGACAUGGUAGAAACAUUCGCCCUGCAGUUGCGAUUUGACAAACCUAGGUAAUCGUCAUAUGAAAUGCCCAUACCUCAGAUCAAUUGAGAACACAAAUUCAUGCAAUCUUCGUCAC